CUGCGAAAAUGUUGAAAUUGCUCGGCAGUCUGUUCUCGAAGGAGGUGAAAGUGCCUGGUAUUGCAGUAGUGAGAAAUGGCAACCCAUUCGCUGAGAUUCUGUCGACGGAUCCCGCCGCAAGAUCCUCGACUUCACCGACGAGAUCCACCGUUCAGCGGAUCGAGCUCAAGCCGCCCCCUGUCCUUGACCUCUUCGAGAGGGAGCAGCAAAACGUUCACGAGGCCUUCAGAAUCAUCGACAAGAACGGAGAUGGAAAGAUCUCGCAAGACGAGCUGGGAGCGAUGUGGGAGAGGCUGGGCGAGAAGGUGACAGACGAGGAGCUGCGGCUGAUGGUCGAGCAGGCCGAUACGAACGGAGACGGAGAGAUCGAUCUGGACGAGUUCGUCAUCCUCAGCAGGAACAUCGGAUUGGGAGGCCAUGAUCACGAUCUCGAGAAGAGGGCCGAGGAGCUCAGACUCGCCUUCAACGUGGCCGACUCCGAUCGAGACGGCUUCAUAUCGGCGGCCGAUCUGCAGAAGCUCAUGAGAAGACUCGGCAAGCGAAAAGCAACCAUCCGCGAGACCACGACCAUGGUCAAAUGUGUGGACUCCGACGGUGACAGCAAGAUCGACUACCAAGACUUCGAGAAGCUCAUGUCGUCCACUGUCCUCACGCAUCAUAAAAAACACUAGACCGGAUCUGAAUGUACCUACCUACCGACCUGCACGCAUUGCUGAACACACUCUGACUCCUUCCAUGCCACCGACCGUCUCGUCGUCGGGCGGGGCUUGAAUUUGCAGUAGUGCAGUAGAAGUAGUAGCAUCAGCAGCAGCAGCGCACAGGAUAUUGAGUUGAUUUGAGAAAUCAGAAGUUUUGAUCUUCUUCUUUCAGACGUCCGCCCGUGCAUUCGAAGCCCGAAGAGCUGCAGCUCUUUCAGCACGAGUAGCAAGGAGGUGGACGUUUGUUCUCGACAGCAGCAGCAGCGAGCAAGCAGUUCACGUGCAUAUCGAGCCAUGAUGGGCUGCACUACAGAUUUACCAAUUAGAAGGUUAUUGAUCUACGAAGCAGGUAAACUUUAGCAGAGGAGACGACAAAGCUUUAGCGAGGAGACCUGUCUACUGCAGGCCACGAAUCACAAACCACCAUGCAUGUGAAGAAGGCCUAUCUAAGAGUUCAUCCUAAGAGUUCAUUCUGGAGUUGGAGCCGUGGCUGGGCCAUCGAACCGUCCGACUCUAGAGUCCAUUUCCGAGUUAUUGUUCCGCCAUCGCAAGCACUGAGGUUUAUUGAGCCCGACGGGGGCUCAAUUUCCAUCUUUGCGGCACCAAGUGCCGUCGAUCCGAGCUGUGCAUCUUGUAGCCAUAAUUGUUUUUCCAGUGGUGUUUCUGGCGAUCGUCUGUUCGUAGAUAGGUGAUCGCGAGCGCACUGUGACAACACGUUUUCAUGUAGACAUUUUUCCACGAAUGUAAAGCUUGUAGAUAGAAAAUCAGCUUCAGCUCUGCAAGGUCAUCGUGCAUGCCCUUGCGGUCGUUCGUUAUCGGCCGCGAUUCUGGAGCUGCUAGUGGCCAUUUCUAGAUCGAUAGAUCGUACGCAGUAGAUUUUCUGCUAUGCCUGUAAGUAGUUGACAGUUCUGGAAGCUAGCAUUAUAUGAAAAUGAGUGCAGAGGUAGGGAUUUUGAGCUGAUUUAGCAUUCUGACUCUUGAUGGUACAUUCAACUGACUGAUAGUUCCUAAAUUAGUAUAGAGACAUUGUGAUACAACCUCUUUUCUCUAACGUAACCAUGAUUAUAUCUUCCUACACUGGUCUCAAUCCCAACUUUAGGGAACCAUCCCUCUGCUCAAGACUGAGCACACAGUUCUUAUUUGCUAGGGCCAUGCUCAUUCAUCAAUCACGAUGAAUGGAUAUUCUAAUAGUACGUGGGGGCUUUCUGUGCAUUGUAUAUGCAUCCAAACCAGG
Marchantia polymorpha subsp. ruderalis is the source of this 1932-nucleotide messenger RNA. The record is from the annotation of a GenBank genome assembly. Lineage: Eukaryota; Viridiplantae; Streptophyta; Marchantiopsida; Marchantiales; Marchantiaceae.